GGAUUGUUGAGACGGAUGAGCGGCAAACAGCGUCUCUUCCGCCCCAACAAUGCCUCGGAAUAAACGCCGCCGGCGAUGAGCAGCGCACGAUAUUUAUCUUGCGGCGCGUGCCACCGAGCUCUGGGCAUGGAGGAGGGCCGCAUUCCUGACGAGUCCAUUUCGGCCACGUCGUCCUUUGACGUCAAAUCUGUCGGGCCGCAGAAUGCAAGAGUCCGGCAGGAGAAAAACGGAGGCGCGUGGUGUCCAAAGGAGGUGAUCAGUCGAUCAGUGCGCGAAUUCCUCGAGGUCAAACUGCCCCACGAGCACCUGGUGACCCAUCUGGAGACGCAAGGCCGUUUCGGAAACGGCCAAGGCCAGGAAUUUGCGGAGGCGUAUCUCAUUGAGUAUUGGAGAGACACUUUAGGACGAUGGGUCCUUUACAGGGACGCCAGAGGCGACAAGGUGCUCCCUGGCAACACCAAUACUUACAUCACCAACAAGAACGAGCUGGAAGUGCCCUUUGUGGCUUCCAGGGUGCGUUUCAUCCCCUUCAGUGAACAUCCACGCACAGUCUGCAUGCGUGUAGAGCUCUUCGGUUGCUCCUGGAACGAGGGACUUUUGAGUUAUUCGGCCAACAGAGCUGGAUCGCACAGUUCGAUCGAUUCGGAGCCUGAUCCUUUGGAAGAUAUCAGCUAUGAUGGGCAGAUUGAGCGCAGGAGCAUGUCUGGUGGGCUUGGUCAGCUUACGGACGGUCGAUUUGGACCCGACGACCUCAACAUUGACGACACUACUGAUGCUUACAGAUGGGUCGCCUGGCUUAAUGACAGUCUAGCUGGGCAUCCUCUGGAAAUAACUUUCGAGUUUGAUACUCUGCGCGAAUUCACGGCUGUUCACUUGCACGCCAGCAACUCAGUGACUCGAGGUGUUCAGAUUUUUGCCCAUGCCCUGAUCUACUUUGGUCUGGACGGAGAUCGAUUCCAAUCGAACGCUGUCCACGCAUCGCCAAAGUUUCUCAACAUGACCACAAAUGACACUUCCCGCAACAUCACGGUACCUCUGAUGGGCCGUCUGGGUCGCUACGUCAAAGUCCAGCUCGUUUUUUCAGCACCUCUAAUUCUCCUCAGCGAGAUUUCCUUUGAUUCAACUCCCGUUGACUCGAACAUAACCGAGGAGCUUCUGGAGGAGUUCUACGGCCAAGACAGCCAAGUGGACAACUCCGUCCACUUCCAGCAGAGCAACCUGAAUCCCGACGUGCAGAAAAAGUCCGGCGAGACGACCCAUGCGAGGAAGGAGGUCUCGCCUGCGAGCAGCGCCCCAAGUGAACAGGCGUAUAUUGGACUCGUCACCGGUGUGCUCGCCGUCCUGGCCAUCCUUCUCGGUUCGGCGGUGGGCCUCGUCAUCAGGCGCACGCGCAAGAAGGACCUUUUGCACACCGCCCUGAAAGGACCCCUCCCUGACAAAAGGGCCACCAUCAACAUGCGGGACCUGCGCAUGAGCAUGAGUCUCACGCCGAUCAGCAAUGGUCUCAUGUCCAACAACAGCAAUACCAACCCCAACACGCUUGGUAAGAAAAACGGCACCCCAGGAGGACCUGGGGGUCUCUACGGACACGUGAUGGGCGACGAGACAGACAGCGAGACCUCCUCUGUUUACCACGAGCCGUUCAAACUCCCUAACAGCAAGCAGGAGUAUGGGUGCUUGUUGAAAAAGGACAAUCUCAGCAAGUCUGGGGACUACACAGCAGAUUUCACAAGCGUGAACAGUUUCCAAGAGGAAAUCAAGUACUCGUCACAGUCCUUUUACUGCCUCACUCAACCCCUAAGGCCACCGACCAAUUCAGCCACUUUCCCAGCCCCCACAAAGCAGACCCCCAGCAAACAAAAGACCCCUGGUACGCCCGCCUCAAGCAAGACUCUACAAGGCCCCGUCUCGGCGAAUUUGGCUCCAACUGCGCCCCAGGAGAAUUUCUACGCAGCCACUGAUAUUGUAAAGACGGAGCGCAGGGAGCAACAUUUUACGCCAGGACGAUUCACGCCGCUUUUGCUACCUGAACAGACCCCAGCUGGCGCUCAAGAGAGCCCCGUGUUUGAAUUUCCUAGGCACAGGCUGAGGCUUCUAGAGAAACUAGGUGAAGGAGCCUUUGGAAUGGUGCACCUUUGUGAAGCCGACGCAGUGCCCGAGUGCAGCGGCAAACGUCUAGUCAUUGUCAAGUCUCUGUGGCGCGGCUGCCCCGAAAGCAGCAGGCAAGAAUUCCUGCGGGAAAGCAGGCGGCUCGCAUGGGCCCUUCGGGACCCCAAUUUAGCUCGCGUUGUGUCGCUGUGCACCGCCGAGGAACCGCUGUGCUCCCUGAUCGAGGCGCCGGAACUGGGAGAUCUGCCGACUUUCCUCACAGAGGGAUCCGAGCCCAACGCUCCACACCCCGUCAGCUAUGGGUGUUUGAUCUACUUUGCAACGCAAAUCGCGUCUGGAAUGAAAUACCUAGAAAGCUUAGGAAUCGUGCACCGAGACUUGGCAGCCAGGAAUUGCUCAGUAGGGAGAGGCUACAGCAUUAAAAUUUCGGACCAUGCGAUGUUCUGCAAUCGCUACGAGGCAGACUACUACGUCAGUGACACAAAAGCCAGACUUCCCAUUCGCUGGAUGGCAUGGGAAAGUCUCCUUCUGGGCAAGCACUCAUGCAAAAGUGAUGUUUGGUCGUUUGCUGUGACUCUCUGGGAGGUCCUCCAGCUCGGCUCGGGCAGACCUUUUGCAGAAUUGUCCAACGAGCAGGUUGUGGAGAACUGCAGUCACUGGUACCAAGACAACGGCCACCAGAGGCUACUUUCUCGGCCGGCCGCGUGCCCCCGAGAAAUCUACGACCUGCUGAACGAAUGCUGGAGGCGACACGAAGCAGACAGGCCGCGUUUUUCUGAGAUCCAUCUCUUCCUGCAACGCAAAAACCUCGGCUUUGUUCCACCGCCCACGUUGGCUUGAACUGACUGAGCAAAAAGAAGAAAAAAAACUCUCGUUUGCUUGUCUGAAAAACAGGUUGCAAGGAAGUGGCCGCAAGAGCUUGUUGUUUUUGUUGUCAUAUUGGUGCAAAUUUGUUAUCGGUGAGAAAGAAAUUGCACAAAUUUUGCAGCGCCACUUUCUUCAGCCCCUCUUUUAAAACUGUCAUCUCUCUGAGUGCCUGUCCUAUGAUAGUCUUUCUACGUAUAAACUCUCCAGUCCCUCUGCACACGUGAGCUCAGGGACUGCUAUACACUUCUUGGUUCUACGUUAGUUUAUUUGGUGUUUUCCUUCCCUCAUUGUGUAAAUACAUUUUCCAAAGUGGAUCUCAUCAUCAGUAACAAUUGAUUUCUCGCGGCGAACAUUGAAAUAAACUGUAUUUUCCUUAAGUGAUGUGAUAUAGUGCGUCAUAUAAUCCAGCGGACUGGCUAAAAAUUAUAAUAGCAUUGAUGAAGUUUGAUGUAUGUGUUUAUCUAUCUGAGUGGUAGUGUUUUCAUCACCGCGCAAUUAACCUCCGACGAGAAUUUUUUGGUUCAUUCUUUCAUUACGGUUCCAAAAAUUUAAUUACUAUAUCAAGAAAAUACUAAGAAAAUUGAGCGCUUGCGGCGCAGCAAAAACAUUUUUCCGAAGCAGAAAUAAGCCCUAAUUUGAUAUAAAACUAGAAAAUUACAGCUGAAUUUGAUGCAGAGAGCGGACCAAAUUUAAUGGAAAUUGUGUUAAAUAUCCUGUUACCGAGCUGGGCGCUGUGGUAUUAACCUCCAGAAUUUCAAACUCUCAUAACUCAUAGACGUGCAAAAGAAAAAAACAACGAACUCGCAGAUUUUCUCUUUAUUUCGUACGUCGUGUGGUUUUGAUUAGAUGUUUGCGCUUGCAUGAAUGGGUGUUGGAAGAGGGAAAAUAAAUAAUUAUUAAAAGCUCAUUAUGAAUACUGUACAUUUAAGAGAUUUAAAAAAGCUACUUUAUUAUAUCAUUAGAGGAGAGCAACAAAAUCGGAAACGAUGAAACAUAGAAUUGACUGACAAUCCUGUACGAUGAUUUGAGAGCACCCGCCCCUAUAACAGACGUAGAAAAAGCAGCGAGUACAGAGCAAGAGGCCCCAGCAAAAGAUUUCUCGGCGAUCAUUGGGCCCGCGAACGGCGAAUUUUAUGCUAGCGUUCUCGACACAAAAGCUCAAUUCCAGUGUUAAGGGCACACGGGCCUAUUUUCAAUAAAAGUAAAGUCGCGUAGUUGAUUUCCCAUUUUACAUUCUCAUUAGUGGUUAGUUUAGAGUGUCGAUGGUGAAUUUAAAAGAAAAAAAAACGUUAUCUUCAAGCACGUAGUUCCAUUUUGAAUUUAUUAGAUAAAAAUAAAAAUUCACACAAUUAAGUGAAAUAGAAUUGAGAGCGAAAAGGAGUAAAAGAAACGAGCUGAUUGCAGUUACCAAAUUUUUCUUGACACAAGCUCGGAGACCAAAAGGGUAUAAGGAGAUUUAACUUGAAACUGUAGCUAGACGAGGCGUGUUCAAAAGAUGGAAUGCUGGCUUUUUCUGUUAAUAAAAUUUAACAUUUUCAAUAAUUUAAACUUUUUGUGCAGUUUGCAAUCAAUAAUGGGUAUCAUAAUAAGGUCGUUUACUGACUUGCCUGCAUUCCAUUUUCAUCAGCUCACAGUACCCCAAUAUCAUUCUGUUAGUCUAUCGGUGCCAAAUAUAUGUCUCAGCUCGGAUUUUCAUACACACAUGAGAAAGUUAGCUAUCGUGUAAUUAUUGAUAAAAUAAAACAAAAAUAAAAGCGACGCUGAGAGGUAAGGAUGAAAGAGUACAAGUGAGAUUACUGUGUAUUUUACAUAAAGGAAUAAUUCACGAAAAAGGUCUAAAAAUUUUGCGAUAUAAAAUAAUAUCGUGCAUUAUUUUUAUGAUGUAUUAUCUCUGAUUUGAACAUUCUUUAGGCAGCGUAUAGGCGAAAAAUGACCACUUUGAACGCAGAUUGUAAUUGGCCGAAAGGAAAAUGUAAAAAUUUUAAGCAAAGUCCAAAGUUAACUUGAAAUUUUUCGCCUAAAAUAAAGCUGUCAGUGAUCUGAUAUCGCCGCUGUAACUUGUAACAUAUAUAGUUGUACUUUUGCAUCCACUGCAAAAAUUUCUUUUGUAAAUUAAUAUUCCUCAAUAUGCACAUAAGCAUAUACUAGGAUUAUGGAAACACUCACGAGAAACAAAUUAAUAAUAAAACGAGACUAUACCGUAGCUCUCCCUGAUGUAGUUGGCUCUUCGACGAUCUUCCUCCUGUUGUAUUUUCAUACUCAACGACCCGUGGCUGAAUUGUUUGCCAAAAAGUAGAAAUCGUUCUCACCCAAAAUGACCCUGUAUAUCAAAGCCGACAAUCGCCUGUGAAUUUCAGUAAUUAAUGGAAAAUGGCGCUUUCUAAAAAAAAUACAGGAAUAGCUGAAAAUAUCACGGAGCAAUUGAUAUUGUCGCUUCAGUAGGUCUAAAAUCCCUUAUCGGCGAUUCUUCAGACGGAAUUCCCUAAAUUGUGCCAAAAACACAUCCUCUAGUUAUUUUCUUGAAGCAAAUCAUAUCACCAGUGUAGUGUUUAGUAUUAGAAUAAUAAAUCACAACAAUAUAUUGAUCGAUUUCCCGACCGAGAGAAAACUAUUUAGCAUAUUAAGACACUUUAUUAAAAACCAACCAGCAACCUGAUCUCUGAUUUAAUAAAGUUCUUUAAUUCUAAUAAUAUUUUUUAACCAUGGAAUUGACAAAUGAUUGCUUUUAUGCUAUGUCUUUGUGUAACGUUUGCUGACAUGAGUGUUGUGCAAAUUGAAUUUGACUGAGGCGGAUGAAAUUAUUUGUUAAUAAUCUUGCACAGAAAAAAAAUUAGCAAUGAAUUCUCAUAUAAUUAUCAUGUUGUGUCCAUAUGCAUAUAUUAUUGAUUCUCAGAUUGAUAUUCUCCGCGUUUUGUCACAUAUCAGAUUUGACUAAGAUGUGUAAUUAUGUAAAGAAAAGAUUACGCAGGAUUAUGCCGUAUUCACAAAAAUGUCUUACCAUCAAAACAUUGUAUAAUUAAGGAAGGUGUACGAACAAUUUUUGUUGAUGUUGAAAUCUAUCAAAUUAAGCAGAAAUAUGAAUUGUGAAGAAAAUCACAUCUUCUUUUUUGUAUUUCAUCAUUUCAUGUGUGACCACAUAGUCUGAAAAUAAAACAUUUUACGUGUUGGCUUCUAUAA
This is a messenger RNA of Neocloeon triangulifer, 6153 nucleotides long. RefSeq names its product discoidin domain-containing receptor 2-like. The record is from RefSeq and is a predicted model, not a curated record. Gene Ontology annotation, molecular function: ATP binding; protein tyrosine kinase collagen receptor activity; collagen binding. Lineage: Eukaryota; Metazoa; Arthropoda; Insecta; Ephemeroptera; Baetidae. The transcript has 15 exons. Gene Ontology annotation, cellular component: signaling receptor complex. The coding region runs from base 76 to 2949 and encodes 957 amino acids. Gene Ontology annotation, biological process: cell surface receptor protein tyrosine kinase signaling pathway; positive regulation of kinase activity; multicellular organism development.